This is a messenger RNA of Notechis scutatus (mainland tiger snake), 2123 nucleotides long. It is a transcript of the gene CENPN, whose product is annotated as centromere protein N. The record is from RefSeq and is a predicted model, not a curated record. Lineage: Eukaryota; Metazoa; Chordata; Lepidosauria; Squamata; Elapidae. Gene Ontology annotation, biological process: chromosome segregation; CENP-A containing chromatin assembly. Gene Ontology annotation, cellular component: nucleoplasm.
UCGGGCGGCAAAUGUCCUGAGGAGAAAGAAGGCGACCGCAAAAUGGCCCCGAAGAGGCGGCUGAGGAACAGCGACGGGCAGGAUCCCCCGUCGAAGGUCUUCAUCAUGGAUGAAACAGUAGCAGAAUAUAUUAGAAGAACUGUGCUGCGAAUACCACGUUCAGAAACAUCGAAAAUGCUGACUUCAUGGGGGUUUCUGUCUGAGACUCAACUUCAAUCUUUAAAAAUUCAUAAUUUCAAGGAAAAAAUAUCUGAAGCAGUUGUUGAACUUUGUGAGGAGAACCAGGCAACUAUCAAAGAUGCAGCACAGUUGGACUUAAUUUACAACUACAUCUAUCAAGACAAAAAGAAUUGGAUUGUUUACCAAAUGACUAGAGAAGAUGAUGAAGAUGCGGUCAUUUUUAACUGGACAACUUUCAAAAAGAAAUUUAAAUGCACUCUGCUAUCUGUUUUGAAAAAUGCAACAAUCAGCUUUAAAGAAUAUGAAGACAAUGCAGUGUGGAUUCGAAUUGCAUGGGGAACACAGUAUACAAGGCCUAAUCAAUACAAGCCAACCUACGUAGUUUACCAUUCACAAACCCCUUAUGUCUUUAUAACCAAUUCUAAGGUUAGGAGAAAUAACACUUUGCUCUUUCAGGCUCUGUUGGCUGCUACCUGUUACAAAGACAUCCAUGAAAUGGGUCUCCGAAGCCAUUGCUUAAACUCUCUUAAAGUUAUUUUGUUUAAAAGAUUUUCCCAGACCUUUCAGACAUACCUCCCUCAACCUCUACAAGAAAAAAACAGUGCCCUGGAAAAUGUUGAUCCAAGAAUAAUUCUCGAAGAUAAACAUGAAAAGGAGAGAAUUCACAAAGUUAAUCAGGAAACUUUUGGCAAUGGUCCUCAGCCAAAGUUAGAACACGCACAAUACAAGCUUGAAACAGUGUUUAAAAGUGAAGAAAGAAGCAUCCUGAAUACUGAUGAACCAUUUAGAUGUACAAUUCGGUUUUCUAGUCCUCAUCUUCUAGAAGCCCUUAAGUCUCUAGGGCCUUCUGGAAUAGCAGAUGCUCCUCUUUCACCACUACUCACCUGCAUCACUCGAAAAGCCAGGAAUUAUUUUAAAAUCAGAGAGAAAAAAGAUGAUCUUUCACAAACCAGUAAUACCUUUCAAGUAAAUUGAAGAAGAGAGACAGAUAUGGACUCCUCUCUCUCAAGCUUCCUGCAUCUUUCAUAUUACUGUAUGGCUUGCAGAAAAAUAAACUUUAUAACUUGGAAGGUUGAGACACUCCUUGUAACUCCAGUAACUCUUCAUACGCGUGCCACAUUCUUCUGAAGCAAACCAUACCAAAAAGAUUUUAGAAAUGGAAUAAUUCACAGUAUUGUCUUUGGAGAUUUUAGAAAUAAUUAUCAGUGAAGGUUUGUGUAUUCUUACAGCUGAAAAUGACAAUUUGAUUUUAAAUAUGUUAGUUAACUGAUGCAUGUGAGAUAAAUAAACCUAUAGACUUAUUUAUAAAAUUGUAAUCACGGCAUGUAAUUUUCAGACAAGGAUAGACAACAAAGCUGUUCAUUUUAACUGCUAGUCAGGAUAACAAUAUUCUAUGCUGGGAGUCAACCUCUUACAAAAUAAUAACCAUAGGAGAUCCAUAAGGAAGGAAGAAGAAAGGAAGAAGAAGAAUCUUUUCAUCCAUCUUUUACUAAUCCAUCAUUCCAUUCUGAUCUGUUGAACAUAAAAUUUACUUUACGUACAGGUUUGAAAGAUGAGUAGCUUGCAUUGUAUUUGACAUUAAGGGAAAGACACUGGCCCUUUUCCAUGGCCAACAUCAAUAUACAGGCUUACAUGUUUUUAAAAAAGCACUUGGGUUAUUCUAGUAGGCUUAUUUAUACACCAGUGCAGAUGUUAUCAAUGCUCAAUCGGUAUUGUCUAAUUAAACAUGAAAUGUUAAUCUGGUGUAUAUAAUUAUUUUAUUUGCUUGUUUUGGAGAAGUUGCUGGGAACACAAAAUGCACUCUACAAACAUUGAUGAUAAAUGUUCAAUUAUACUAAAUUGAAUUUUAAAAUGAAAUGUUAGUGAAUCAUGUAUAUUUUUUAUAGUAUGGCUUUAUAUGUACUUAGAUGUCCAUGACAGAAAAGGAAUAUAUAUCAGCCGUA